AUGGCUUCUCUGUUUUUCAACAAAUCAAAUGUGAUGAUUCUGACCAUUGUGGUUGAAGCGUUAGUUGAUGAAUGGAGUAACAUCACGUCUGUUUUGGUAACAGGGGAAAGAAAGACAAUUAACUCGGAGUUAUGGCAUGCAUGUGCUGGACCCUUGGUUUCCUUACCUCCUGUUGGAAGCCUUGUCAUUUAUUUCCCUCAAGGACACAGUGAGCAAGUUGCAGCAUCCAUGCAAAAGGAGGCUGAUUUCAUACCCAGUUAUCCUAACCUUCCAUCCAAGUUGAUUUGCAUGCUUCACAAUGUUGCACUGCAUGUAUGUGGACUGGGUUUUCACUGUUUGCAAUGUUGAAACCUUUAUGACAAGGAAGCAAUACUGGCAUCAGACAUGGGUCUGAAGCAAAGCCGGCAGCCUGCUGAAUUCUUCUGCAAAACUCUUACAGCUAGUGACACAAGCACUCAUGGUGGAUUUUCUGCUCGUAGAGCUGCAGAGAAAAUAUUUCCACCUCUGGUGUGAUUUUCAAUGCAACCUCCUGCUCAGGAGAUUGUUGCCAAGGAUUUGCAUGACAAUACAUGGACAUUCAGACAUAUCUAUCGGGGACAACCAAAGAGACAUCUGCUGACUACUGGUUGGAGUGUCUUUGUCAGCACAAAAAGACUAUUUGCUGGAGAUUCUGUCCUUUUUUUUAUAGAUGGAAAACAGCAGCUUCUUGUUGGUACAAGGCGUGCUAAUAGACAGCAGCCUGCUCUCUCUUCAUCAGUAAUAUCCAGUGACAGCAUGCAUAUAGGCAUUCUUGCUGCUGCUGCGCAUGCUGCCGCAAAUAACAGCCCAUUUACCAUAUUUUACAACCCAAGAGCUAGCCCUGCUGAAUUUGUUAUUCCAUUGGCCAAGUAUAAUAAAGCUAUGUAUACCCAAGUUUCCCUUGGAAUGAUUAGAAUGAUGUUUGAGACUGAGGAGUCGGGAGUCCGUCGAUACAUGGGUACAAUCACAGGGAUCAGUGACUUGGAUCCAGUGCGGUGGAAAAAUUCACAGUGGCGCAAUCUUCAGGUUGGAUGGGAUGAAUCAACAGCUGGUGAGCGCCCGAGCAGAGUUUCAAUUUGGGACAUUGAACCUGUAGUAACCCCUUUCUACAUUUGCCCGCCUCCUUUCUUCAGGCCCAGGUUCUCCAAGCAACCAGGAGUGCCAGAUGAUGAGUUUGACAUGGAAAAUGCAUUCAAGAGAGCUAUGCCCUGGCUUGGAGAUGAGUUUGGAAUGAAAGAUGCCUCAAGUUCAAUGUUUCCUGGCUUGAGUUUAGUUCAGUGGAUGAGCAUGCAGCAGAAUAACCAGAUUUCUGCUACGCAAUCGGGAAUGUUCCCAUCUUUGCUCUCAUCUAACUCCCUUAAUAAUAACGUCAGCACUGAUGAUCCAUCGAAGUUACUGAGUUUUCAAAACCCUGUCCUCUCUGCAUCAAAUCUUCAAUUUAACAGACCAAAUUUACCAAACCAAGUCAACCAACAAGCCCCCACAUCAUGGCCUCAGCAGCAGCAGCAGCAGAUGCAAUCUUUGUUGCAAGCGCCUGUAAACCAGCUCCAGCAGCAGAGGCAGCAGGCACCGGUCCAGCCCCAGCCACAGCAGCUUCCUGAGCCACAGAACCUCACACAGCAGCAGCAGCCACUGCCCCAAUUGCAGCAACAGCGAGUACAACAACCACAACAGCAGCAACAACAGUCAUGCCAACAGGCCAUUAUACACAACGGGGUAAUUGGUUCUAGCCAGAUUCCAAAUCAGAAUGUGCCACAACCAAUAGCCUACUCUCAGCUUCAGCAGCAGCAGCAGCAGUUACUCUCAGCCAGCAUGCCACUUCAGCAAAAUAUUCAAUCGGCUAGCAAGAAUACAUUCCCACUUACAACCUUGCCACAAGAUUCACAGUUUCAGUCACAGCUAGACCAGCAAGCUACUCUCUUGCAGAGGCAGCAGCAGCAAUCCCAAUUGCAGUUAUUGCAACAAAGCUUGUCCCAGAGGGCCCCGCAACAACCACAAGUGGCUCAAUUACCACAACAAAACCUGUCAGAACAACAGUUGCAGUUACAGUUUCUACAAAAAUUGCAGCAGCAGCAGCAGCAAUUUCUUUCUCCGACUAGUUCAAUUUUGCAGCCUCAGCUGCUACAGCAGCAGCAGCAAGCACACCUACAAAAUCAGCAACUACCACAACCGCCUCUAUCUCAGCAUCAGCCUCAGCCUCAGCAGCUCAGCAACAAUGCUUUAUCUGCAGAGAAGCUUCUGGUCAGCAACAGCUUUUCUUCUUCACCUCUGAUACAACCACAACAGCUUCCUUUGAACCAAGCUCAUAAUACAGCGAAACCACUUACAACUACCAGAGCUCCCUCUAGUCUUACAGAUGGAGAUGCCCCUUCAUGCUCCACCUCGCCAUCAACUAAUAACUGCCAGUCAGCAAACCUCCUGAAGAGAAAUCAACAAGUGCCGGCAACACUAGGGGGGAGCUUGGUAGUUGAGCCCACUAAUAAUCUGGUACAUGAGCUGCAGGGCAAGUCUGACAUCCAGAUCAAACAUGAGUUGCCAAGUGUAAAAGGGCCUGACCCGCUUAAGUAUAAAGGGACAAUAACUGAUCAAUUGGAAGCCUCUUCUUCUGGAACUUCUUACUGCCUUGAUCCUUGCAGUGUGCAGCCAAACUUCCCCCUUCCAAAUUUCUGCAUGGAUGGGGAUGUCCAAUCGCAUCCUAGGAAUAGUCUUCCAUUUUCCUCUAAUCUUGAUGGAUUAACACCCGAUACCUUGCUCUCGAGAGGGUAUGACUCACAAAAAGAUCUUCAAAAUUUGCUCUCUAACUAUGGUGGUGCUCCAAGAGAUAUAGAAACUGAGCUGUCAACUGCUGCUAUCAGCUCACAGUCAUUUGGAGUGCCAAACAUGCCCUUUAAGCCUGGCUGUUCAAGUGAUGUUGCCAUUAAUGAAACUGGGGUUUUAAAUAAUGGCUUAUGGACUAACCAGGCUCAACGAAUGCGAACAUAUACUAAGGUUCAAAAACGUGGCUCUGUUGGAAGAUGCAUUGAUGUCACUCGUUACAAGGGAUAUGAUGAACUCAGACAUGACUUGGCUCGUAUGUUUGGGAUUGAGGGGCAACUGGAAGAUCCUCAAAGGACUGAUUGGAAGCUAGUAUAUGUGGAUCAUGAAAAUGACAUUCUUCUUGUUGGGGAUGACCCUUGGGAAGAAUUUGUAGGCUGUGUUCAGAGCAUUAAGAUAUUGUCAUCUGCUGAAGUGCAGCAAAUGAGCUUAGACGGGGAUUUAGGUAAUGUUCCGAUAUCCAACCAAGCUUGUAGUGGGACAGAUAGUGGUAAUGCAUGGAGGGGACAAUAUGAUGAUAACUCAGCCGCCUCAUUUAAUCGAUAAGGAUGUCAGAGCAGUCUACUUGUAUAUUUUGAAAGCCGGAGGACCAACUUUGUCCUUGACAAUUCUGCUCAUUGUCUUGCCUCUCUGUGACUGUGACUGUGACAGAAGAAAGGAGCCAUAAUCAUUUCAAGUGAUGCUGGUGAUUAGGUAUAGUAGAAGAUUGUUGUCCAAAUGGAUUUUAAUGGGGAGUUUAGGAUCUUAGAUGUAGAAGUAGCAGAUUCGGUUAUUGUUUAAAUGUUGUUACAGACCUUACCUUGAAUCUGCUUUUCUCGUAGCUGCUGUUUUAGGAAAUUUUUUUCCCUUGUUGCUAAAUGCAGCAGCAGUAUAGGCCAAGUAGUGUAUAAUAGAUGGUUCUGAUAUGAAAUUAUUUUUGGCUUACACUUCACACCUCUGUAAAUCAUGUGGUAAAAGUGCAAAGAUGUUGUAACCAUAGUGAUGACUCGGACAGUUGACAAUGGUUGAGAAUUCUAACUCUUCUAGGAGUGACCAGGUUGUUUCAUUGGCGUAAAUGUUGGAGAAGUGCAUUGUGGAUGAGGAAAGAGCUGGUUGUUUUUGGCCCUUCGUCUUCUGGGUGUUGUGUGCUAAGUCUUGCAGUUGACUUGCAUUUAUGUAGAAGAUAUAUCCCGUACGAACUACUUAGUGACUAUAUCAAUUAUAAUUACUAAUCUUGUGACAA
Prosopis cineraria is the source of this 4054-nucleotide messenger RNA. Its product is annotated as auxin response factor 19. The record is from RefSeq and is a predicted model, not a curated record. Gene Ontology annotation, biological process: regulation of DNA-templated transcription; response to hormone. Gene Ontology annotation, cellular component: nucleus. NCBI's taxonomy places the organism in Eukaryota, Viridiplantae, Streptophyta, Magnoliopsida, Fabales, Fabaceae. Gene Ontology annotation, molecular function: DNA binding; protein binding.